This is a messenger RNA of Cynara cardunculus var. scolymus (artichoke), 810 nucleotides long. RefSeq lists its product as uncharacterized. NCBI's taxonomy places the organism in Eukaryota, Viridiplantae, Streptophyta, Magnoliopsida, Asterales, Asteraceae. Bases 73 to 705 code for a protein of 210 amino acids. The record is from RefSeq and is a predicted model, not a curated record. The transcript has a single exon.
UGUAGUAAAACAUAAUCUCUCUCUCUCUCUCUCUCUCUCUCUCUCCACAAAAGAAGAGCAAGAAAACACGGUAUGAAGAUGAGAAACAAAGGUAAAGUAUACCCAUCCUCCUCCUCCUCCUGCACUCCAUUUCCGGCCGAAGAUCUAGACACAGAUUCUCUGUCCGUCUUAAAGCUUCUACCGGCGACUAUUCUUGGUUUGGCCCUUCUCCUAUCUCUCCAAGACCGUCAAGUGUUGGCCUACAUGAUAACUAGGUCCAUCAAUUCUACUCAUCCUUCAGUUGAUAAGAAGAAACCAUCAAAUAACCACAACCCUCCUCCACUUUUUUAUUGCGAUUGCUUUGAUUGUUAUACCAGCUAUUGGUUCAAAUGGGAUUCUUCUCCUAACCGUGAGCUCAUUCACCAAGCCAUUGAGGCUUUUGAAGAGACCUUGACCCACGGUGAACAGUCUAGGAAGAAAGCCAAGAAGAGAGAGAGAAUUUACAGUCCUCCACCGGAAAGGCUUCAAGUGGUGGAAGAGAAAGCUGAAGAAGAUGGGGUUUUGAAUAUUGCUGCGGAGGAGAAGGCCGAUGCCCAGCCACCUGAGGCAGCGGUACUUGUGGCGGCCAGCCAGCACAAAGGGUUGGCUAGGAAGGUACUGCCGGACGUGAUAGGGUUGUUCCACUGGCGUUUGUGGAGUCUUUGGAGUCCGAAUGUAUCAUUUUAAAAUCUCGAUGCUUGUAUUCUACAUAGCUCCUGUCUGUGUCUGUCUCUAUUAGGUCGCCGGUGAAAUCCCAUAAAUUUUUUACUAAAUAAAAUACAAGAUUAUGUA